Mastomys coucha (southern multimammate mouse) is the source of this 9076-nucleotide messenger RNA. RefSeq names its product ras responsive element binding protein 1 (gene Rreb1). The record is from RefSeq and is a predicted model, not a curated record. Gene Ontology annotation, biological process: regulation of transcription by RNA polymerase II. NCBI's taxonomy places the organism in Eukaryota, Metazoa, Chordata, Mammalia, Rodentia, Muridae. Gene Ontology annotation, cellular component: nucleus. The transcript has 14 exons. The coding region runs from base 945 to 6206 and encodes 1753 amino acids. Gene Ontology annotation, molecular function: DNA-binding transcription activator activity, RNA polymerase II-specific; RNA polymerase II cis-regulatory region sequence-specific DNA binding.
ACUCUGGUGGCUGCGAGAUGCCCGGGGCAUUGCCGGAGCGACCUUUUAAAGAACUUUUUGGGGAUGGGGAGGGUGAAGUGUGCAGAGCGCGGUGUACUUCUGAAACUAGGCGUUUGGCAGAAAGGACCCACGCACCCCACGCCUGGCAGCAUGCGCUCGGUUGGGGCGGUGGGGUAGGGGAACCGGGAUGAGCUGGGCAGCCCUCUCCCCUCGGGCUGCGCGCCCGGCCGCUCCUCCUCCUCCUCCUCCCCUUCCUCCGCUCCUUUCCCCUUCCCGAGCUGCCGGCUCUGCCAACCAGCUCCCAGCGCGAGCUGCCGCAGCGCCCCGCCAGCAGGACCUGAUGCGCAUCCAUAUUAGCCGUCCGAGCGCAGGAAUCCGGCCCGACCCGCGCCGCCGAGUUUAUUUUUAACCAGCCCUGCCGGGACUCGGAUGGUGCGCGCACCGCGGGCCAGAAACAUCUUCCCAGCGCUGCUCUCCAUCUUCCGCCCUCUCUCCCCCGACAUCCUCCCCCCCAUGUGGGAGGGGAAACUUUUCUCCUACAUACUUUCUAGUCCCUCUCGGGUCGGGAAGCACGGAGAUGACGGAGCCAGCCCGCCGCCGCAAGUGUGAUGCCUGGCCUGCUGCACUCUGGGAUUUGCCUCCUUUUUACUUUACUGUUUGGUGACCAGCUUUCUCAAAACGGAUCCAUCACCAGGGUUGUUCCAACUCUGUGCUCCAGAAGAGGUGGCUUUGAGGUGUGACCCUGCUCACAUUUGGGCCCAGUCCCCAUCAGCUCCUCAGCAGAACGAAGAAAACAGUGUAAAGGAGUGAUACCAAGGGAAGAAAAGGGCCCAGCAGAGCCAUUUCCUACUCUAUGUGGAUGACGGCCAUAAAGGAACUAUCACUUUGGGCAGAAAAUGGAGUUCUAUAGUAGAGACUUCUUAGAAGCCUAAAACCCUGUCCCGAUGAUGUCGAAUUCGCCCGUUGGUUUAGAAGGCUCAGACCUGUCUUCCAUCAACACCAUGAUGUCAGCAGUAAUGAGCGUAUCAAGUGUCACAGAGAAUGGUGGGAGCCCCCAGGGCAUCAAGUCCCCCAUGAAGCCUCCAGGACCAAAUCGGAUUGGCAGAAGGAACCAGGAAACGAAAGAGGAGAAGUCUUCCUAUAACUGUCCGCUAUGUGAAAAGAUUUGCACCACCCAGCACCAGCUGACCAUGCACAUCCGUCAGCACAACACAGACACUGGAGGAGCUGACCACUCGUGCAGCAUCUGUGGGAAGUCACUGAGCUCUGCCAGCUCCCUGGAUCGUCACAUGCUGGUGCACUCUGGCGAGAGGCCUUACAAGUGUACUGUGUGUGGUCAGUCUUUCACCACCAAUGGGAACAUGCACAGACAUAUGAAGAUUCAUGAGAAGGAUACCAACAGUACUACAGCUGCAGCCCCACCAUCCCCUCUGAAGCGCAGGCGGUUGUCCUCCAAAAGGAAACUAAGUCACGAUGCCGAGUCAGAAGACCCAGGACCAGCUAAAAAGAUGGUAGAAGAUGGCCAGUCGGGUGAUUUGGACAAGAUGACCGAUGAAAUCUUUCACUGCCCGGUGUGUUUCAAGGAGUUUGUUUGCAAAUAUGGACUGGAGACUCACAUGGAGACCCAUUCUGAUAACCCACUAAGAUGUGACAUCUGCUGCGUCACCUUCCGCACACACCGAGGACUGCUGCGCCACAAUGCACUUGUCCACAAGCAGCUUCCCAGAGAUGCCAUGGGAAGACCUUUUAUCCAGAACAAUCCUUCGAUUCCUGCUGGCUUCCAUGAUUUAGGAUUUACUGACUUCUCCUGUAGGAAGUUUCCUCGAAUCUCUCAGGCCUGGUGUGAAACAAACCUACGACGGUGCAUCAGCGAGCAGCACCGGUUUGUGUGUGACACCUGCGACAAGGCGUUCCCCAUGCUGUCGUCACUCCUCCUGCACAGGCAGACCCACAUCCCUGCUGAUCAGGGACAGGAGAAGCUCCAGACCAAUACCCCAGCUGCCGAUGCCUUGGAACAGAAGGCCUUCCUGGCCCUCCUGGGCCUGCAGCACACCAAAGACAUCAAGCCUGCACCUGCUGAGGAGCUCCAGCUGGAUGACAACCAAGCAAUACAGCUCCAGACACUCAAGUUUCAGCUACCUCAGGACCCUGGCUGCCCCAAUGUGCUGAGCGUGUCUCCUUUUGAAGCUGCUUCUCUAGGUGGGUCUCUGACAGUCCUCCCAGCUACCAAGGAGACCGUGAGGCAUCUGUCCCUGCAGCCCUUCCAGAAGGGCUUCAUCAUCCAGCCAGACAGUAGUAUUGUGGUUAAGCCUAUUUCAGGAGAGUCAGCCAUUGAGCUGGCAGAUAUCCAACAGAUUCUAAAGAUGGCAGCUUCUGCUCCUCCACAAAUCAGUCUUCCACCACUUUCCAAGGCUCCUGCCACCCCACUGCAGGCAAUUUUCAAGCACAUGCCUCCUUUGAAGCCAAAGCCCUUGGUCAUACCCCGGACAGUGGUAGCCGCCUCAACACCCCCACCUCUCAUCAAUGCGCAGCAGGCAUCCCCGGGUUGUAUCAGCCCGAGCCUUCCUCCACAGUCCCUCAAGUUCCUCAAGGGGUCAGUCGAGGCAGUGUCCAAUGCCCACCUGCUUCAGUCCAAGUCUGGGAUCCAGCCCAACACAACCACACAGCUCUUCCUGCAGCAGCCUGGGGUGGAGUUGCCAGGCCAGCCCGAGAUGAAGACACAGCUGGAACAGGACAGCAUCAUUGAGGCCCUGCUGCCCCUCAACAUGGAGGCGAAGAUCAAGCAGGAGAUAACAGAAGGUGACCUCAAGGCCAUCAUGUCAAGCCCCAGUGGCAAGAAGACCCCCGCCAUGCGCAAGGUGCUCUAUCCCUGCCGCUUUUGCAACCAGGUUUUUGCUUUCUCUGGAGUUCUGCGAGCCCAUGUUCGCUCCCACCUGGGCAUCUCACCCUACCAGUGCAACAUCUGUGACUAUAUCGCCGCAGACAAAGCCGCUCUGAUCCGUCACCUUCGCACACACAGCGGGGAACGGCCUUACAUCUGCAAGAUCUGCCACUACCCGUUCACAGUCAAGGCCAACUGUGAGCGGCACCUGCGCAAGAAGCACCUCAAGGCUACCAGAAAGGACAUUGAGAAGAAUAUAGAGUACGUGAGCAGCACCACUGCAGAGCUGGUGGAUGCUUUCUGCUCCCCAGAGACAGUAUGCAGGCUGUGUGGUGAGGAUCUGAAGCACUACCGUGCUCUGCGCAUUCACAUGCGCACACACUGCAGCCGGGGCCUGGGCGGCUGCCACAAAGGUCGGAAACCCUUUGAGUGCAAGGAAUGCAACGCUGCCUUCGCGGCCAAGCGCAACUGCAUCCACCACAUUCUCAAGCAGCACCUACACGUGCCCGAAAAAGAUAUUGAGAGCUAUGUGCUUGCCACCAACAGUGGCCUUGGCCCCGCAGACAAGCCCACAGACGCCUCUUCCAGAGGAGAAGAGGGCAGCUGUGUCACUUUUGCUGAGUGCAAGCCCCUCACCACUUUCCUGGAGCCCCAAAAUGGCUUUCUUCACUCAAGCCCAACCCAGCCCCUGCCUUCCCACAUCUCUGUCAAGUUGGAGCCAGCCAGCAGCUUUGCAGUGGACUUCAACGAACCCCUUGACUUUUCGCAGAAAGGCCUGGCGCUGGUCCAAGUGAAGCAGGAAAAUAUGUCCUCCUUAUUGAACUCUUCUUCCUCCUCUGCCCUCUAUGACUGCUCCAUGGAGCCCAUUGACCUGUCCAUCCCCAAGAGCAUCAAAAAAGGAGACAAGGACACAGUUGUUCCCAGUGACAAUGCCAAGAAACCAGAACCAGAAGCCGGGAAAGCUGAGCAGCUCUCUCCCUGUCCACCACCCUGCCCUACCUUGUCAGUGACUGUGGAGCCCAAAGGGAGCCUGGAAAGCCCCGCAGGCACUGUGGUGGCCGUCACCACAGCCGCCAAGCUGGAACCCCACACUCAGCCCCUCCAGGGCUCCGUGCAGCUGGCUGUCCCCAUCUACUCCUCAGCUCUCAUCAGCAAUUCUCCCCUCUUGGGCAACUCUGCUGCCCUCUUGAACAACCCAGCCUUGCUUCGGCCCUUACGGCCAAAGCCUCCCCUCCUCUUGCCAAAGCCCUCGAUGACAGAGGAGCUGCCACCACUGGCCUCCAUCGCCCAGAUCAUCUCCUCUGUAUCCUCGGCCCCUACUCUGCUGAAAACGAAGGUAGCUGACCCUGGGCCGUCGGUCACCAGCAGUAACACUGUGACUACAGACAGCCCAGGAAGCUCCAUCCCCAAAGCCACCCCCACCCCCACUGAAGUUUCAAGCUCUAAAGAAUCCAGUGACCUAUCCCCUCCAGCCAGCAGCCCCGAGGAAGCCUUGCCUACUGAACUAGGGCCAGCUGCCUCAUCGAGAAAGAGGGGUAGAAAAAGGGGAAUGAGAAACCGGUCCCUCCCCAACAGCAGUGCUGUGGACCUGGACUCCAGUGGGGAGUUUGCUAGCAUCGAGAAGAUGCUGGCCACCACAGAUACCAACAAGUUCAGUCCAUUUCUGCAGACUGCAGAGGAUGACACUCAGGAAGAGGUGGCUGGAGCCCCUGCAGACCACCAUGGGCCCACUGAUGAGGAGCAAGGUAGCCCUGCAGAAGACAGGCUGCUGAGAGCCAAGCGGAACUCCUAUGCCAACUGCCUGCAAAAGAUCAACUGCCCCCACUGUCCCCGGGUCUUCCCUUGGGCCAGCUCCCUCCAGAGGCACAUGCUUACACACACUGGUCAGAAACCCUUCCCUUGUCAAAAAUGCGAUGCCUUCUUUUCUACCAAAUCUAACUGUGAACGUCAUCAGUUGCGCAAACAUGGAGUUACCACCUGCUCCCUGAGAAGAAACGGGCUUAUUCCCCCAAAAGAGGGUGAUGUUGGAUCCCAUGAUAGCACAGACAGCCAGUCAGACACAGACACCUUGACCACCCCAGGUGAGGUGCUGGAUCUCACAGCACAGGAUAAAGAGCAACUGCCAUCAGAGGGAGCCAGUGAGCUCAAUCCAGCCACACAGGACCUUACCACUAAAGAGGCCAAAGCAGAAGCAGCACCCCCUGAGAAGGAGGAAGAAAAGGAGACAGAGGAGAACCCCGAGCCAAAGGAAGAGCAUUGCCUGGAAGAGAGCACUGGAGAUGCAGACGCCCCAGAGGAAGACACCGCCAGCAACCAGAGCCUGGAUCUUGACUUUGCCACCAAGCUGAUGGACUUCAAGCUGGCGGAGAGUGAGACGAGCACUGUGGAAAGCCAAGGCCCAGCCCAGCAGGAGCCGAAGCAUGCCUGUGAUACCUGUGGGAAGAACUUCAAGUUCCUGGGUACCCUAAGUCGCCACAGGAAGGCACACAGCUGCCAGGAGCCGAAGGAGGAGGAGGCACCAGCACCUUCGCUGGAGAAUGAGGGCGUUGGCAGAGCGGUAGAGGGGCCCUCCCCUUCCCCGGAGCCUGAAGAGAAACCUGUGGAAUCCCCGGUAAUAGAUCCAACACCAGGAACCAGGGAGACCUCAGCGGUGAAACAGAAUGAAGAAACAGAGGGUCCCACUGAUGGGGAAGGUACGGCUGAGAAGAGGGGUGACGGUGACAAAAGACCAAAGACAGACUCCCCCAAAGGCAUGGCCAGUAAGGCAGACAAGAGGAAGAAGGUUUGCAGUGUAUGCAACAAGCGGUUCUGGUCCCUGCAGGACCUCACCCGGCACAUGAGGUCACACACAGGAGAAAGGCCAUACAAGUGUCAGACCUGUGAGCGAACCUUCACCUUGAAGCACAGCCUAGUUCGACACCAGAGGAUCCACCAGAAAGCCAGGCACAGCAAGCACCACGGGAAAGACAGCGACAAGGAUGAGAGAGCUGAGGAGGACAGUGAGGACGAGUCCACCCACAGUGCUAACAACCCCGCCUCAGAGAAUGAGGCUGAGUCAACUCCUAGCACCAGCAACCAUGUGGCUGUCACCAGGAGCCGGAAAGAGAACUUGUCCAGUUCUGGGAAGGAGUGUAGCCAGGAGGAGAAAGCUGAAGCAGAGCAAGCAGCUGAGCCCAGUGCCCCCAAACAGCAGGGGUCUCCAGGUGAAGCAGACCCCCAGAGCCCAGCAGCCAUCGUGCAAGACUUGCUGGAGCUGUGUGGCAAGAGGCCUACCCCAAUCCUGGCGGCCACCGAUGGUGCCUCACAGCUCUUGGGCAUGGAAUGACGGCCUGCCCUGUCUCCAUCAGCACACAGAGUGAGCAGAGCAUCCCGAAUGUAGAUUUCACAAGGUUUUCUCCGCAUCCUUCAGUUGUCUGAAGAGAGAGGAAAGAGAGGGCAAGAGAGAGACAAGCAAGCCUGUGGCCAGCUAGCUCGUGCCAUAGCCUUACCCAGUACACGUGCACCCGGCCCCAGUACAGCCGACUUCAGUGCCUUAACUACUUAUGGGUCCUCCCAUGUCGUUGUGGGUGCCCCCCCCAAAAAAAGACGUUUUAACAAAACAAAUAUUUUAAUGAAUUUUUCAGAGGACCUUUUCAUUUAAGCAUUAACAUUACCUUUUGUAUUUGUGUGUUUGAGCUUGUUUUUGUGAAUCUGUGAUAGUACUGUUUGUUCUGUGAGCUGGAAGCAGAAAACCUUCCCCUUGGAUCCUGUAGCCAAUAACUGGAAGAAAAUGAUGUGAAUUUCAUGUCCAUGACCAGAGGGGAGAGGGUGUGAGGCUGAUUUCUAAGCUAGACCCAUAUUCUCUGGUUCACUUGGUGGAGGAGCCGUGACCUGCCCUUUGUUAUUAGUGGAUGUGGUUGAUGCAGGGUUCCUGUGUGGUGUGAGCCAAAGCCAGGAAAGAGUCUAACUUCAACCUCAUGCGUUUCCACUCUCUAUGUGAGAAAUGGUUAGUGUUCAAAUUCUUACUUUACACAGAAAAGUGACCUCCCCAGCACCGUAGCCUAUGGAGGACAUGCCUGGAGGUCAUAUAUCGACUUUCCCUUCUUCCUAUUCGGUAUAUGUUAUUAAUAUUUUUAUUUUUAUUUUUACUUCAUCAAUUUGCUGGGCUCUGCAUUCAGCAGAAACAAGUGGGCAAUAUUUGUCCUGGGUGACCUGUACUGCUUCCUGGUCCCCGCUUAAUGUGUGCCUGAAGCUUCUGGUGGCACACCAGUGAUGGCUCUUCUACUGUACUCAGACAAACCUUUCUUCCAUGACUGUAGAAUCCAGCAGGGGCCAGGAGUGGUCCUCCAAGCGUGGCCAAGGAGUGGCUCAGAGGGAAGAGCAAGGAUGCACAAGUGGUGGCGAGCAGGCAUCCGAGACACCAGGCCAUACCUGGGGCACCUCAGAGUCACUUUGCAAGGCACCCCAGUCUUCCUGCUAAGCUGGGUCAACGCCUUCCCCCAGCUGUGCUACUACGGUCAUUUGAGAAGCAAUGAGAUACUACUGCCAGUGAUGAACUGAAGCGCAUGCGCAAGGUCUAGACGACAGGGUUGUCUUCACCUUUCUGCAGUGUGGGGUUGCUGCGUGGAGAGAGGAAAGCUUUUAAAUCCCUAACUGGCCCAAGCCCCUGGUGCACAGAGACGGGGUUCCUUUAGUUCCUGAGUGUUCUGUACAAACAGUAGCCCUCCCUCAUCAGCAAAAAGAACCGUUCCUACUGUAGCUGAGCUCCGUUCAGCGCCCUGUCCCUUAGCCGAGACCCGAGGAUGCCUGAGCCACACUGCUACUAGAGCCCUGUUUGUCCCUUGCCUUGCAGAGCCUCAAGACUUCCCUAGGAGAGGCCUUCCUCUGCUCCACCUAUUCCCCUUAUCCUGUGGCUCCAUAUGCUCCUCCGCUAAGAUGUGCGACCCGAGACAUGCGUACCCCUUUGUCCACCAGUUUCUAGUGGCUAAAAUCCAACCACCCUGACUUCAAUGGAAAGAUAGAUAUUCUAGAGAUAAUGAAAAGUGAUAUAUGUAUGAAAAAAACAUUGAGGUAUAUAUGAUUUUUAACUGUAUUAGGAAUGUGUGGACCUGUUUAAAAUUGAGAUUUUAUUUACUGUAGAGACAGAAAUCAGAACCAUUGAUCCCAUGGCCUUCUAAGUUAAACCUAGCUCCUACAUCCCUUAGUUGUUUUUUAUUAUUAUUAUUACAAUUGUUGUUGUUGUUUUCAUUGUUGUUAUUUGGGGUUUCUUGUGUUUUGGUUUUCUUUGCAACUCUCCACACUAAACUCAUGAUACUGUGGGGAGAAGCCGUGCCUGAACGCUACGCUGCGGUGAGAUGUAGCAGGGGUUGCUCCCAGCAGCGGCCGUCGCCAGGGCUGCAACUGGCAAUAAUCACUAUUGAUUUAAAGCUUUAUUUAGUCUCAUCUGUUCUUUCAUAGUUAAUAAGGUCUUGCCACAUUUUAUUAGUGAGAUUGAGAGAUGAAUUAUUUGUUUGUUGUCCUGCCCACCUUCCUUCCCCAAUAUUAAAACUGUGAAGUUUGUGAUUUUGUUUAAACGCUGGGUGAAUCAUAGUGUUAGUUUGCAUGUCCAGCUAAUUUGUUUCUAUACAUUUUGUUUGAUUCUCUUUCUCCUCAGGGCUUUUACAAAUAUAUAUAUAUAUUAUAUAUGUAUAUAUAUAUGGAUCUUCUGAAAAAAUUGAGGUGCAAAUUUUCUCUUUUGUUGUUGUUUUGUUUUUGUUUUUGUUUUCUCUUGAAUGGACACAAUGCUGAUAUUCAAUCACUACAUAAAAUAUCUGGCUGUGAAACAAAGCAGAGAGGCCCCGCAGGACUGUUAUCCAAGCAGCUCUGUGGAAGCUUCGUGAAUCGGAUACCGGUUUCAGACAGAUCAUCCUGCGUUCGUCUCUUUCCUCUCCUCUCUUUCUUCAAGGAGAAAAAAGUUGAUCCUAAUGAUUUCAGCCCAUGCAUUAAACAGAAAACAAUAAUAACUGUAGAAUUCAUAUUUUUCUAAAGGGAACUUAAAAACUGCUGCUACAUGAUGUACAAAACUGGUCUAUGCCACAUGAACAGAAUCACAGGUUUGGUUUUGGUACUUCUUGUUUCUCUUUGUACUCAGUUGUAUAGAACUUCCAAAUUCAGAAUGAAAAGAAAGCUCUCCUGUAUCAAACCAUCUAAGCAAUAAAUGUUAUAUUUAAAAAAUGG